This is a messenger RNA of Penicillium maclennaniae, 1359 nucleotides long. RefSeq lists its product as uncharacterized. The record is from RefSeq and is a predicted model, not a curated record. The transcript has 4 exons. Gene Ontology annotation, biological process: mitotic spindle organization. The coding region runs from base 1 to 1359 and encodes 452 amino acids. Gene Ontology annotation, cellular component: cytoplasm; dynactin complex. Lineage: Eukaryota; Fungi; Ascomycota; Eurotiomycetes; Eurotiales; Aspergillaceae.
AUGGCCUUCAACAAAAAAUAUGCCGGUCUCCCUGACCUAGAUCCCGCCCCGGAUAUCUACGAAACCCCUGACCUGACCGACGAGGCAUCCACCAUUCCCACCACUACUGUCCGUACCGAAUCCGAACAUGACGAUGCAGGAUUCAGCUCCGACAUUGACCGCGAAGGCGUCAACGCGGACCAGGCGCGUAUGCACUUCAUGGGUUCCGCUGUGGACGCCCGCGACGUCAAUUUUUCCGACAGCAUUUCCUCAAAACGCCAAGCCUACCGCAGUAAGAGCAAGAACCGGCGCCGGCGCCGUGUUCGUGAAGAUGGUACCGAGGAUCUCGGCGACUUUAGCGACGAGGAUGAAUCGGUCGAGCGGCGGCUAGCACGCUUGCGCCGAGAGGUUGAGGAACUGAAGGUUGAGAUGGAGAAUGAGGCAUCUGCUGGAAAUGACGAUAGCGUCGAGAGUGGAACAAAACAAAGUGCUGCUACCGAGAAGUCGACGGAAAGUGCAUUGGGCGACGGUGUUGCGGAGUUGAGCCGCGCGCUGGAUAAUCUGCAUGCUUCUUCGAGAGGUGGACAGACUAUUCCACACUCUGCUGCUGCAAUGCUGUCCCAGAAAUUAGGAUCUGAGAACAGUUCUACGCAAAUUUCACCAGGCCAGCAACCCCCGGCUGGUGCUUCAAUGGGAAUUUCAAGCUCCUCAAACCCCUUCGUUGGAGAUGGCAUCAGCGAGCCUGCAUUGCAACCUGUGCUGCCAUCCCUCGACCAGCUCACAUCACGACUCUCCGCCCUUACUGGUCUUCUCGUGGGAACGAACCCUACGGCUGGUGGCCCGAGUGCUGUACCUGGCUUGACCACACCACAUCUUGAAGCUCUUUCCACGAGAGUUCGCAAGCUCACCACUGAUGCCGAAGCCCUCGCAUCAGCGCGAAAACGCGCUGUCGACGCUGCCAAGGCUGCUCAAGCUGCGCGAAUUGCUUCAUCUGGCUCUGAUGCCGAAGGUGCUCCUACCGCGGACGGCUCUAAUCCAUCUGACGAAGACCAUGCAUCCAAGAUUCAAGCUCUCUACGCAACACUUCCCACCAUCCAAUCUUUGCAUCCAUUACUACCCAGUGUUCUAGAGCGUCUCCGUUCUCUUCGUGCCUGUCACGCAGGUGCCGCCCACGCCGCUGAGUCGCUUGAUGCGCUCGAGAAACGCCAGGCUGAAAUGAAUUCCGAGAUCGCGCAGUGGCGGGAAGGUCUCACGGCUGUGGAGGAGAAGAUGCGUCAGGGCGAAGCUGCGCUCAAGUCGAAUGUCGAGACUGUGGAGCCCUGGGUGCGUGAUCUAGAGACUCGCAUGGCACGUCUUGGUGGCCCACCGGGAUCGUUGUGA